Molecule: messenger RNA, 2253 nt
Organism: Malania oleifera
Lineage: Eukaryota; Viridiplantae; Streptophyta; Magnoliopsida; Santalales; Ximeniaceae
Product: imidazole glycerol phosphate synthase hisHF, chloroplastic
Exons: 19
Coding region: 132-1904 (590 amino acids)
Biological process (GO): L-histidine biosynthetic process
Molecular function (GO): imidazoleglycerol-phosphate synthase activity; oxo-acid-lyase activity
Source: RefSeq, a predicted model, not a curated record
AUUCAUUUGCAAAGAUUCCGUGUAUCGCACUGCCUAAGGACUGGGAGGGGGGGAGGCUGCUGGCUACUGAAGUGUUAGGGGUUUUCAGCAGCUCAGUCGGAGCAAGACAGAGAGAGAGGAAGAGAGAGAAAAUGCAGGCGGCGUUAUUUGGUUCGUCACAAUCUCUUAGCCUGAAACCAUCCUCUUCCCCUGCUACACGCUCUCGACCCUUUCUCCAUCGUGAGUUCCUCAGAAUCGAUCCCUAUCCCAAUCUCAAUGUUAAAACUAAAUCAUCCACCUUCUCAGUGCGCGCCUCUUCUGGAGAAGAAUCUGUUGUGACUCUUCUCGAUUACGGCGCUGGCAAUGUUCGAAGUCUUCGGAACGCGAUUCGAGUUCUGGGCUUCAACAUCAAAGACGUUCAAACCCCAGAAGACAUUCUAAAUGCUAAUCGCCUUAUUUUCCCCGGUGUUGGGGCAUUUGCAACGGCAAUGGAUUUUCUGAACAAGAAAGGAAUGGCCAAAGCAUUACGUGCUUAUAUUGAGGAUGAUCACCCGUUUCUAGGCAUAUGUCUUGGACUACAGUUGCUUUUUGAGGGUAGUGAGGAGAAUGGACCAGUAAAAGGUCUUGGCCUGAUACCUGGUGUAGUUGGUCGUUUUGACUCAUCUAAUGGCUUUAGAGUACCUCAUAUUGGCUGGAACGCUUUGCAUGUUACAAAAGAAUCUGAAAUUUUGGAUGAUAUCGGGAAUAGUCAUGUUUACUUUGUUCACUCUUACCGUGCUGUGCCGUCAAAUGAUAACAAAGAGUGGGUUUCAUCUACCUGCAAUUAUGGUGAAGAUUUCAUAGCAUCUGUUAGAAGGGGAAAUGUGCAUGCAGUUCAGUUUCACCCUGAAAAGAGUGGAGAUGUUGGGCUCUCUAUAUUGAGGAGGUUCUUGAAUCCGAAAUCAAACGCUGCAAAGAAGCCAACAAAUGGGAAAGCUUUGAAACAUGCAAAGAGGGUAAUUGCUUGUCUUGAUGUCAGGACAAAUGAUAAAGGAGAUCUUGUUGUGACCAAAGGAGAUCAAUAUGAUGUAAGAGAGCAUGCAAAAGAGAAUGAGGUGAGAAACCUUGGGAAGCCAGUGGAGCUUGCUGGACAGUAUUACAAAGAUGGAGCUGAUGAGGUUAGUUUUCUGAACAUCACUGGUUUCCGCGACUUCCCUUUGGGUGAUUUUCCAAUGUUGCAGGUUUUGAGGUGUGCGUCUGAGAAUGUAUUUGUACCAUUAACAGUUGGAGGAGGAAUUCGUGACUUUACGGAUGCAAAUGGAAGGUACUACUCUAGUCUAGAAGUUGCUUCAGAAUAUUUCAGAUCUGGGGCAGAUAAGAUUUCCAUUGGGAGUGAUGCAGUUUUUGCCGCAGAAGCAUAUUUAAAAAGUGGAGUAAAGACAGGAAAGAGCAGCUUAGAACAGAUAUCUAGAGUCUAUGGAAAUCAGGCAGUUGUUGUGAGCAUUGAUCCUCGAAGAGUGUACCUCAAUGGUCCUCAUGAUGUAGAGUUCAAAACUGUAAGAGUAACAAAUCCAGGUCCAAAUGGGGAAGAAUAUGCUUGGUAUCAGUGCACAGUAAAUGGUGGGCGAGAGGGUAGACCAAUUGGAGCUUAUGAGCUUGCAAAAGCAGUUGAAGAGCUGGGAGCUGGGGAAAUACUACUGAACUGCAUAGACUGUGAUGGUCAAGGUAAAGGAUUUGAUAUAGAUCUAGUUAAACUGAUCUCUGAUGCUGUGAGCAUCCCUGUGAUUGCAAGCAGUGGAGCUGGUUUAGUUGAACACUUCUCAGAGGUUUUCAUGAAAACAAAUGCAUCUGCCGCCCUUGCAGCUGGAAUUUUCCAUCGGAAGGAGGUGCCUAUUCAAUCUGUGAAAGAGCAUUUGUUAAAGGAAGGCAUAGAAGUCAGAACAUAAUCCUGGGUUGGUGUUGCAGUGCACUCGUAACUCUUGAAAGUUUUGUGGUCAGUUGGGUUAGAGUCGGUAUUUAUUUAAAACACAAUCAGUUGGUUUGAAAGGGAGAAGUUGAAUUCUGGUCCAUCAGAAGUCAUGCCCACACUGGUGAUAUGAUAUCGGGUAUGAGAUACGUGUUGGUGUUAAAUUUUGAUCUUGGAUUAGAUUUAUUUUCUUUAUGCACGUUUCUUUAUUUAUGUCUGCAUUUUCAUUUUGUAGUUCAAAACAACCCAACUUUUGUAAUGUUAAAAUCCACGGUUGAGCUUUGAACAGGAAAAUUGCCCUUGAUCAUGGAGCAUGAGUUUGGCAUGAA